GGUCGGCUAUUCUCCUAUCAUGAUGUCACUGGAGAACACUUGGCGGUAACUGUCGCAGACCAUAAGCACACGCAGCGCCAGCGUCCAACCUACAACGUGCGAGUGAAAGGUGUCAUUAUGCAUCCCUCCUUCAUUCACCACACUUCAAAGGCUGGCUAUGACAUCGCACUCCUGCAACUGAACCGUGAAGUCAAACGAAUGCAUAGAACCCUUGACUUUAAUCGUCACCGGCAGAAGAAGAAGAAGAGCAGUGGCUAUUUUUCUGCCAACUUCGAAAUGAUGUGUCUUACCGCUAGCCUCCUCUAA
Messenger RNA from Dibothriocephalus latus, 306 nucleotides. The record is from the annotation of a GenBank genome assembly. Lineage: Eukaryota; Metazoa; Platyhelminthes; Cestoda; Diphyllobothriidea; Diphyllobothriidae.